AUGCCGGUUGACGAAUCAGACGUGGAGGCGAUGCAGGCGACGGGAAAUGACGCGGAGUUGAUCGAGGUAUCGGCCAUUGAUGCCACAUCCUCAGAGGCGCAUUGGCUGGCGCGAGACGUCGAGCUGUUCACGCACCUGCGCCUGCAGGCGAUGCUCGAUCAGGAGGAUAGAUGGCGUGUGAUCGCAGCGCCCAGCCUAAACGCUACUGCUGAGAGCCAUCUGCCGGUGAUGAGCAAGCUCGGCUUCGAUGAGGUGUACAUGAUUAACUUGAUCCGUCGACCCGACCGCAGGUCUCAAAUGGACUAUGCCCUGAGUCAGGUCGGAGUGAAGGCCCGUCAUGUGCCCGCGGUGGAUGGUCUCGAGCUGAACCAUGCCCGAGUGGAGGCCUUGGGGAUUCGCCAACUGCCCGGUUACGCGGAUCCAUAUCACAAGAGACCGCUGAAGUUUGGCGAGAUUGGCUGCUUUUUGAGUCACUACUCACUAUGGCAAGUGAGUCUAUUGUUUGCCCUUUCAGAGGCAUCACCCAGUGUUAGGUUGCUGUUUUAG
Messenger RNA from Protopolystoma xenopodis, 546 nucleotides. Lineage: Eukaryota; Metazoa; Platyhelminthes; Monogenea; Polystomatidea; Polystomatidae. The record is from the annotation of a GenBank genome assembly.